AUGUCCUUUUUUCGACACUUGUUUAAAGGCAAAAACGUAGUAGAAAAGGCGAUUAGCAACAAAGAGAGUAACUUAAGUUCAUUUGAAGGGUACUUAGUCGACGCCUCAAAACAUCAAAAACUGUUUGGGUACCUUUCUAAAGUCUCCCAAAAGAAAGUACCAAAUGAUAAAGCUUUAGUUUAUUUAACCAUUUGGUAUAAUAUCAUAACUUCCCGACACUCCGUCGAGUUUUGUCAAUAUGUGCAAAACUUCCAUAUUGAGAGGCUCAAGCUGAAAAACCCUAAUUUGGUUCUUCAAAAGUUUGCAAUGUAUUUGGACCACAAAAUUGUGUUACUUAAAAAGUAUCCCUCAGUUGUUAAUAAUGGGUUACCCGCAUUUGAAACUUCAUUGGAGUUUUUAAACGAAUUAUGUGAGGCGUGGAAACUCUUAGUAGAGUUGCCAUGGACAGAUAAACAAUUUUACACAGACAAUGAGUUACAAAUACUUAAGGUGAUCUUUUAUGAAAUGAAUGAGGUCUUAACAUUACUGAAUGAUUGUGUAGUCUCUUUGUGUCAGAAUGUGACUAAUUUGGACUCUAAGAAGUUACCUAUAGUAACUAAAAGUCUUGAACGAGCAGAUGUCAUCAAGUACAAGUAUCUCUCUUUCAUUCGUAAACCUAUAUUAGAACAGAACUUCGGUAACUUCCCCACUCAGUCCUAUGUCCCAACGUCUCCUAUGAUCAGUUUCGCUCGACAAUAUUUCUUAAAGAAGGAUCAAGGAAAAAGUGUCACGGACUUAGAAGAGUCUAUAACAACAUACGCACAAUCACUGACUCUCGACUUCAACACAAACAACGCAAAAAUCAUUUCAUACUUCAGACUCCAAUUCCCCGAAUUCGAAGGCAUAAGAGCUCCAAUGAGAAUAAAUAGUUAUGUUUUAUAA
Entamoeba invadens IP1 is the source of this 921-nucleotide messenger RNA. RefSeq lists its product as hypothetical. Lineage: Eukaryota; Evosea; Mastigamoebida; Endamoebidae. Bases 1 to 921 code for a protein of 306 amino acids. The transcript has a single exon. The record is from RefSeq and is a predicted model, not a curated record.